Pteronotus mesoamericanus is the source of this 3102-nucleotide messenger RNA. It is a transcript of the gene DESI1, whose product is annotated as desumoylating isopeptidase 1. The transcript has 6 exons. The record is from RefSeq and is a predicted model, not a curated record. Lineage: Eukaryota; Metazoa; Chordata; Mammalia; Chiroptera; Mormoopidae. Gene Ontology annotation, biological process: protein modification by small protein removal. Bases 199 to 705 code for a protein of 168 amino acids. Gene Ontology annotation, molecular function: peptidase activity.
ACAGUAGUCGUUGCCCGUGGCGGGCGUGGGGCGCGAGCAGCGUUGGGGCGCGAGCAGCUCAAGGCGGCCUUUCCCCCGCCCCUCAGGCCGGGCCCAGGCUCGGUCCCCUCACGCUCCUUUCGCUCCUCACCCGGGUCGGGUACGGGGAAGGUCCAAGCCGGGUGCCAGUGGGACUUUGUGGCCACCGCCACGGUCCCGAUGGAGCCUCCAAAUCUCUAUCCGGUGAAGCUCUACGUGUACGACCUGUCCAAAGGCCUGGCCCGGCGGCUCAGCCCCAUCAUGCUGGGGAAACAACUGGAAGGCAUCUGGCACACCUCCAUCGUUGUGCACAAGGAUGAGUUCUUCUUCGGCAGCGGUGGCAUCUCCAGCUGUCCCCCAGGAGGGACAUUGCUUGGGCCCCCAGACUCUGUGGUUGAUGUGGGGAACACAGAAGUCACAGAAGAAAUCUUUCUGGAGUACCUGUCCUCCCUGGGGGAGUCUCAGUUCCGAGGUGAAGCCUACAACCUCUUUGAACACAACUGUAACACCUUCAGUAACGAAGUGGCCCAGUUCCUGACCGGGCGGAAGAUCCCUUCUUACAUCACUGACCUUCCCUCUGAAGUUCUCUCCACCCCCUUCGGACAGGCCCUGCGGCCCCUCCUGGACUCCAUCCAGAUCCAGCCUCCCGGAGGGAGCACCGUGGGCCGACCCAAUGGCCAGAGCUAACAGGACUGCAUGGACCGCCCUGCCUCGCCAGGGCUUUUUCUUUUUAAACAAAACAAACCCUACCAGAUUUCUAUUUUAUAAUUUUACAUCAGAGCUAACAACCAGGGGACAGCUUUUUAAAUUUCCCAGGGAAGGAGAUCAUCAGGCUGCGUGUAGGACAAUGCUGCUAAGAAACAGAACAAAACGCCAUCCCUUCUAAUAGUAUUAUACUAAUUUAUUAAGGCUGUCUUGUCUGUGAGUUCACUUGUGACCCUGCUUCCUAAGCGUCCUCCACGCCCGAGAAAGGGAGUGGGUUAACGCAGAAAGUGGAAUCACAGUCUGGGGGAGCCCCAACCUAGAACCUCUCUCCAGAGGACGCCCAUGCGCUACCCAGGUGGGCGUUACAACACUCAUGACCUGGAAGCAGUUUCUCUCUAGUGCUAAACGAACCAAAGGAGUUGGUGUACUCGGAACCAGUUUGAGGAUGACUCACCCAGCCUAAGUGAACUCCUUAGCCACAACCUGUGUCACCUUCCCUCCUGUACCCCAAGCAAGGCCACGGGGUCAGAGCUGGAGCAGCCAGAAGCCUCAGAGUGGAGGGAGAGUGACAGCAAGUGUCAGGCAAAGAAAACAGGAUAAAGCCACUCCCUCCUAGACCGAUUGCCAAUCCUCUGACAUCAGUUUUGGAGAACCUGCCUUGCUGCCUGCAGGCUGCUCUUCCUCAGCAUAGCUGACCUGUCGUGACCGCUGGAGGUCGGGGCCGGAGCAGCAGAGACCCGGGCAUUUUGUCUGCAAGGAAUAAUGUAGGUCAUGUGCAGUCACCGGACCCACCCCCCUCAGACCAAUAUGCAGUCUUCGGCUAGGACCAAGGGGAAAUGACUCCCUGCUCUAGGAAAAUAUCCCUGAUGUAGAAAGAUAAUAAUGAACAAUCAAGGUGGCAAGCAAAUUUAGAGUUGCUGUCGAUAGGAAUUUUUACAUUAUCCUAAAUGUGUUUUGAAGACACGUGUUGUUUCCCUUGUCAUUCUGAAUUUAAGGAAGCAUGGCAUGCAUGGGCAUUUUCCUUUUCAGCUGCUGCUAAGAGCUUACAGGCAGGGAACAAUCUGGAAGUUUCUUAUCUAGAGAGGCUUUCAGAUUCCUUUUCUUCACUUGAGUCUCCCCUUAAGUUAGCUUUUGGGGAAGUGACGGUGGGGAGAGGACUGAGCGCUGCCAGGUGCCUGCGUCCCAGCUCUGGCGUUCUUGGGCCUCUCCUGCCACUUCUCAGACUUGAAUUAUGUUGUCUUUCCUGGGGUUUGGCCUGCAGCAGGUGCCUUUCCUCUCCAAAAAGCUGCUGCUCACCCCUGGCCACCUCUCCUCCCGCCUGUGCCAUCAGCCGUAGCAGUCGGCAUGAUCAGGGUCUCAGCUAGAGGAAAAGAUGCCAUUCUGCCUUAGUGUUCACCUGUGACCUGACCAGAGGCACGUGCGUGAUGACCAGCUGUGAUGUCAAGUGACAUUUUGGAACUUCUAAGGUUGGAGGCCAAACCAAUGAGCAGUUUAGUUCUAAUCAAGACGCACUGAUUUGCCAGAAUGCAUGGUAAUGUAUAUUGGAGCAGAAACUGGCAGGGAACCCUACUUAACUGUUGACCGACUGGCUGAAUGGAUCAUGGAGAAUGAGUCUCAGGCCGGUGCAUCCCAGGAAGGCAGCGUAUUGGUCCAUGCCUUUUCCAGCCUGCCUUGCCCAGCCCUCUCUCUCUACCAGGCUCUUGCUCCAGACCCCUCCACACAGAGCUCUAGCCAGAGGGUGGGCCUCACAAGCUCAUUCUCUCCUCCCUCCUCCUCAUUUCCAGGCCUAACUUGGUUCGCCCCUCCCAGCAGCCACCUCCAGACCCAGGGCUGUACUAAGAAAUGGCUCCCCUGAGAGGCUUUGAGUCACUUGGUUCAUCAAAAGUCCCUUUCAUGUCCAGCAGCUAUUUGUGCCAAUGCCUGUGCCCUAGGGGAGAGACAGAGGGGUCAGUAAACUGCCUUCUCGGAGGCCUGCAGGAAAGCAAGCUCUCCCUAUGCCACCCAAGUCCCAGCGGCACUAACUUUGGAAGCUCAGGCUCAGCGCGCCCCCUCGGCCCCCCCCAUCCUUCAUUUCUCGUCUCCCAGCACCUCAGGAGCGUGUCCUCUGUGCCCAACCAGCUCCACAUGAGCAUGUAUGGGUGAGCAGAGCGACAAGUGAGCCAUGUGUUUGUUUGUAGCGCACAGCGGACACUCCAUAGAGGUCCACUGGUGUAAAAGAACAGGGAAGGAAGAGGGAUGAGACCAGCACCCCCACCCAGAAAUAAAGCUUGUACCUUUGAGAUUCCUUAUUGCCCUUGAAGUCAAACUAAUAACUGUUUAGUACAGAGAUGUUUGCCGGUUUUCUUUGAUGUUUUUUCUAAUGCAAUAAACUCACUUCUG